Molecule: messenger RNA, 1332 nt
Organism: Leptopilina boulardi
Lineage: Eukaryota; Metazoa; Arthropoda; Insecta; Hymenoptera; Figitidae
Exons: 3
Coding region: 53-847 (264 amino acids)
Source: RefSeq, a predicted model, not a curated record
UAUACUUUUUUUGUUUUCAUUUUAUUUUUUUUGCUUUCAACAUUGAACUGCAAUGGAAACAAUAGAGAAGAGCUGCAACAAAGAGCAGCUAGAAAAUGAAAAAAGUUUAUUCAUAAUUAAUUAUGUCGAAAAUUACCCGUGCAUAUAUAAUAAGCAUUUAAAUGCUUACAAAAACGCUGUUAAGAAAGACGAAUUUUGGGAAGAACUGAAACAACGAUAUCGAGAAAAAUUUGAAGAUGAAAAUAGCAUCACUGCCAACGCUAUCAAAUCAAAAUGGAAUUAUUUGAAACAACAGUUCAUGACGGAGCUCAAGAAAAGAAAUAAAUAUAUUCCGAGUGGAUCUGAAGCCCAAGAACAUCAAAAUGGAUUUGAAUUUUACGAUGAAAUGAAAUUUUUAAUUCAACAUGUUGGACACAAUUGGACAAGCGGAAGCAUUGACUUACCAUCGAACAAUGCGUUUGCCAAUGUAAGCAGUACUGCUUACGACAUAAAAAAUACUGUUCAUGCUGAUGAUGCCACUGUCCAUGAUUGUGAUGAAGAAGAAGGAGAAUCAUCAUCAGUUGAAAUGAAGACUAAAAGUGAUGAUAAAAAGGGGGAAGCAGUUGCCGAUAAAAUUGUCAGUCUCGAUUAUGUUGAAAAUCUUCAUACACCAUCUGAUAUUCUUCAAUGUGGUCAGAAUAUUCAAAUUCUUUUGAAUAACGUUUUAAAUGAGCACAAAGAAAAUGGUUUAGAACAAAUCUCUGGCAACGAAAAAAUAAUUAUUCGAGCAUUCCGUGAUUUGACAGAAAAUGUAAAAUUGAUUAAAUUUAAUGCGAUUAUGGUCAUUCUAGAAAAAAUAAAUAAAUAAGUACAUAAACAAUGUAAGUUCUUUUUUUGUACCGACUUACAAUUUUUUAAAAUAUACCGUAAAAUGGGGUAAAGUCGGCGAUUAUUACAAAAUUAUUUUUAAUUUUUCGUUUUUUCUUUUCUGAGAAAAAAAUUCCUUUUUUGAUGAUUAAUUUGGUUUGUAUAGAUGUCGAAUAUUAUUUUAAUAUUUGUUUGAUCCAUGUUCAGUGGAAAAUUUUAGUAAAAUUAGUGUUUUUAUACAAAUGUCUAUUUUCGUCUUCACAAAGUAGUUUUGAAAACAUGCUUCUAGAACUCUAUUUAAAAAUUUUUAUAACAAAUUAAGAAUUUAAAAAUAAAAUAUAUGCAAAUAUUAUUGAAUUCGGGGGAAAAGUCGGCGAUAGUGAAAAACUAAAGAAAAUUACCAUACUUUACUUUUAGACUUAUUUCUGAUGAAUAAAAUGUCAAAGAAAGGAAUAUUUUUCCUAAAUUAGAAUAAAAACAUCAGUA